GUGGCAAAACCGAAGGCUAAGAAGGAGAAGUCUGCAGUUGCAGAAGGCCUUGACCUUGCCUCUAGUGGGAAAUGGCAGCAAACACAUCAGCAACUGGCAGAAGCACGCGGCAUUCCGUGGCCUUUGCAGACACCGCAUGAGCUGGAGAAGAAUCCAUGGUUCGAUACUCUGAGCUUACGUGAACGUGAGAACGUUCUGUUUCUGAUGAACGAGUCUGCAACCAACAGGGCGAUGGGCAGGGCGCCAUUGGUAUACGGUGAUCUUUACCAUUCGGCCAACAGGACGCCAAGUUCAGGUCAACAGGAAGUUCCAACAAUCUUGCCAUCGACAAAGUUGUGGCAUUUGGAGAGGGGACGCCUGUUGUUGGGACGUGAACUUCUUCACCUACAGGGCAUACGAUUCAAUGCGGAGACUAUGGACAAGUUGUCGGAGACACAAAUGACUGACCUUGCAGGGAACGCAUUCAGCUCAACAGUGUGCUUAUCCAUCCUCAUCGCGAUUUGCAUGGAGCUGAACUACAGAACCGAAUCUGAAAGCGAACAAGAGGGUGAAACAUCAGCUUUGUUGGAUCACUUAGCCCAAAAUUCGACGUAA
This is a messenger RNA of Cladocopium goreaui, 594 nucleotides long. Lineage: Eukaryota; Dinophyceae; Suessiales; Symbiodiniaceae. The record is from the annotation of a GenBank genome assembly.